Molecule: messenger RNA, 1513 nt
Organism: Micropterus salmoides (largemouth bass)
Lineage: Eukaryota; Metazoa; Chordata; Actinopteri; Centrarchiformes; Centrarchidae
Product: protein turtle homolog B-like
Exons: 8
Biological process (GO): cell-cell adhesion
Molecular function (GO): methyltransferase activity; 2-oxoglutarate-dependent dioxygenase activity
Source: RefSeq, a predicted model, not a curated record
AUGGAUUACGGACUACCUCACAGACAGUACGUCAGACUGAAGGGUCACAUGUCAGACACUGUGGUCAGCAGCACCGGAGCACCACAGGGGACCGUGCUCUCUCCCAUCCUCUUCACCUUGUACACAUCUGACUUCCAGUAUAACACCGGGCUCUGCCACAUGCAGAAAUACUCAGACGAUACUGUGAUAGUUGGCUGUAUCAAGGAUGGACAGGAGGAGGAGUACAGGAGCCUGGUAGAGGAAUUUGUGAGGUGGCGCAGGACCAACCAUCUGCAGCUGAACACCUCUAAGACCAAGGAGAUGGUGGUGGACUUCAGAAGGAAGAAACCACAUCUCCAGCCUGUGUCCAUCGAGGGGGUCGAUGCGGAGGUGGUCAGGAUUUACAAAUAUCUGGGGCUGCAGCUGGAUGACAAGCUGGACUGGACAGAAAAUAUGGACAUUCUCCACAGGAAAGGGCAGAGCCAUCUGUACUUCCUGAGAAGGCUGGGGUCCUUCCACAACUGCAAAAAACUGCUGCAGAUGUUUUACCAGUUUGUGGUGGCCAGUGUCCUCUUUUAUGCUGUAGUUUGCUGGGGAGGAAGCAGCAAGAGAGAUGCCGCCCCACCUUCAUUUACAGCAACGCCGCCACAGUAUGUGGAGGCGAAGGAAGGGGGAAGCACUCUGCUUAGCUGCUCUGCCCAGGGAAAUCCAAAACCAAUGAUCAGCUGGCUGAGGGAGGGGGAGGAGCUCGCAACCAACGCCAAGUAUUCAGUACAUGAUGGCAGUCUAACAAUCCUUGGCAUCACUAGAGAUGACAGAGGAGCGUACACAUGCCGAGCCUACAGUGACCAGGGAGAAGUGCUCCACACCACCCGUCUGCUGGUUCAAGGGCCUCCAUACAUCGUCUCUCCACCAGAAAACGUCACUGUAAACAUAUCCCAGAAUGCACUCUUCACCUGCCAAGCGGAGGCAUAUCCUGGCAACCUGACCUACACCUGGUACUGGGAAGAGGAUAACGUCUACUUCAAGAAUGAUCUGAAGCUCCGAGUGCGCAUUCUCAUCGACGGCACCCUUAUCAUCUUCCGGGUCAAGCCGGAGGAUGCUGGGAAAUACACCUGCAGUCCGAGCAACAGCCUCGGUAUCUCGCCCUCGGCGUCAGCCUACCUGACUGUUCAGUACCCUGCCCGAGUGAUCAACAUGCCCCCGGUCAUCUACGUCCCACGGAAACUGCCAGGCAUCAUCCGCUGCCCGGUGGACGCCAACCCACCUGUGACAUCAGUGAAGUGGGAGAAAGAUGGCUAUCCUCUCAGAGUGGAGAAGUACCCCGGUUGGAGCCUGAUGCCAGAUGGAAGUAUCCGGGUGGCAGAGGCCACUGAAGACUCCCUGGGCACCUACACCUGUGUGCCUUACAACGCCCUGGGUACCAUGGGCAUGUCCCCCCUGCCACUUUGCAAGGAGGACCAUGGAGAAUGGGAGUGUGUAGCCACCAAUGUGGUCACGAGCAUCACUGCCAGCACGCGUAUCCUAGUCAUCG